Messenger RNA from Meloidogyne enterolobii, 744 nucleotides. The record is from the annotation of a GenBank genome assembly. NCBI's taxonomy places the organism in Eukaryota, Metazoa, Nematoda, Chromadorea, Rhabditida, Meloidogynidae.
UGCGCAUGUUUUAUGUAUGCGUGUGUUUUUUAGUGGGCGUGACAUUUCUAACAAUAAUUCUGUAAUACACUGAAAACCUGAGUAUAAAAAGCUGGAGAUUUUGAAUUCUAGUAUCAUUCUUUCAAAAUGAACCAAAAUUUGUUUUCCCAAAUCCUCCCUGAAGUUGAUUUCAAUAUCUCUUCGAGUGGAUUAACCGUGUUAAGUUCCCGUCUUACCACUCCACGAUUUAUUCCUUAUGAUCAGUCAGGGAAAUGUAAGGAGUGUAAGAGCACAGAGGUGGAGAUUGACUUUAUUGUGACUAAGGAAGGGGUUACCAUCUAUUGUACACGAAUUGGAUCUGGUACCCGAUUUGUUCCGUUCGAUACAGUAUUUGAUUUGCCUACCCACUGCUUUUUCAAAAUCAAAAAUAAGGGAAGAGUGUUCAAUGUUCCUCAUGGAGUACAACCACAACAAAUUAUCCAUCAAAAUCCGACGAGAGGGAAAAGGAAAUUGGAUGAACUGCCUUCUCCUCCUCGAAAUGUUUCUCCUACUCCUCCCGUCAAUAAAUUGUCUUCUCCUCCUCAUUGCUCCCCUACUCCCGCGCUACAUUCUCCCCCAAGACAUAUUUCCCCUACUCCUCCCGUCAAUAACUUACCUUCUCCUCCAAGACAUAUUUCCCCUGCUGCGACUCCAAUAGAAUGUCCAAAGGCUAUCACCGAUACUGCGCGUCCUAAUACACCCCCUGAUAAUCUACGACUGGAUUAA